GGCAUUUUAUUACCAUGGAAAUUGAAUUAAUUUCUAGAGAAACCAUCAAACCUUCAUCACCAACUCCUUCUCACCUCAAAAUAUACCCACUUUCUUUCAUAGACAACAUUUUGAUGCGUAACUAUGUGCCAUUACUUUACUUUUACAAACCAAACAAAGAUAGUGACCAAAAUGUCAAAAUUUCACAAUUACGUAAAUCUUUAUCUCAACUUUUAUCCAAAUAUUAUCCUUUUGCUGGAAGGUUGAAAGAUAAAAUUACCGUCGAAUGUAAUGAUCAAGGUGUGCCGUUUCUAGUCACAAAUGUCAAAAACAAACUAUCAGAAGUCCUCCAAAACCCUAUAGAAAAAUUGUUGAACCCUUUGUUCCCGGAUGAAUUGCAAUGGAAAGAAAUGGAUUGGAGUGAAACUUUAAUAGCCAUUCAAAUCAACUGUUUUGCAUGUGGAGGAAUGGCGAUAAGUGUUUGCAUGAGUCACAAAAUUGGUGAUGGUUCGACACUUUUCAACUUCAUGAAUGAUUGGUCCAUUAUCAACGAAAAUUUACCAAAAGAAAAAGAAGGAGAAAAAGGGUUAUUAGAAUUACCCUUUCAUUUCCUUGAUGGAGGAGCUUCAAUGUUUCCACAAAGAGAUUUACCUAUUUUUCAAGAACUUGUUCUUAAGAGAGAAAACAAUGUGGUGUGUAAAAGAUUUGUGUUUCAACCCUCAAUGAUCAAGUCCCUUAAGAAAAUGGCAACUUCUAGUUCGGUGCAUUCUCCCACACGUGUACAAGUUGUGACUGCAUGGAUUUACAAAUGCACGGUUUCAAUAACGGGAUUAAAUUUCAAGACAUCAUUGUUUAGUAUGGCUGUUGAUUUUCGCAAAAGAAUGGUUCCUCCGUUGUCUGAAAAAUGUGUAGGGAACAUAUUUUGGUUCUCGUCUAUGUUUGCAGAUAAGAAGGAAAUGGAACUAAAGGAUUUGGUAUGCAAAAUAAAAGAAGGGUUAUCUGAAUGUUGUGACGUUUAUCCAAAAAUAUUUGGAGGGAAAAAGAAUGAUAAUUUGUUAAAAAUAUCUGAAUGCUUGAAACAAGUUACUGAGUCUUAUUCUGAGAAUGGAAAUUUGAUUAGUUUUAGUAGUUGGUGUAGGUUUCCAAUGUAUGAAGCUGAUUUUGGGUGGGGAAAACCAAUAUGGGUGACAACUAGUGCUUGUUACGUGAGGAAUGGGAUAAUUUUGAUGGAUACAAGAGAUGGGGAUGGGAUUGAAGCGGUUGUGAAUAUGGAAGAGAAUGAUAUGACUAAGUUUGAGCAUGAAGUGAAGCUUCUUCAAUAUGCCUCUCUUAAUCCAACCAAUGUUUAACAUGAUGAGUAUGUGGAUCUAUAUAUAUAAUAAUAAUAAUGUGUUGGUGUGGAUAAGUGAUUUUCAAUAAGGAUUGAAUUUUGAAUGUGUUGAAAGAUAAUUGAAAAA
This is a messenger RNA of Medicago truncatula (barrel medic), 1436 nucleotides long. RefSeq names its product stemmadenine O-acetyltransferase. The transcript has a single exon. The record is from RefSeq and is a predicted model, not a curated record. Lineage: Eukaryota; Viridiplantae; Streptophyta; Magnoliopsida; Fabales; Fabaceae. Bases 15 to 1328 code for a protein of 437 amino acids.